UAUUUACCCCACGUAGCCUCACGAAACUCCUGACAUGCAGAUAUUUGUUCAGUGCAGUAGUCUGCGUCAUUUAGGCGUCCGGGUCAUAGAAACAUGCACACAAAAGCCUUUGUUAAAUCUGUAUUAACUAAAACAAAAGAUAGAAGUCUAUGUAUCCGUGCGAGUGCAUGUGCGCCUGCCUGCGCGCGCACGUUUCUCCUCAUCUGAACGAGUUGGGAUUUGAAAGUUGGAGCUGCCGGGGAGCCCGGUGUGUUUUGACGCCGCAGAAGUCGUGUGCGGGUUUUGUUUAUGUUACAAACGGGCGGAAAGUGAAUGAAGAGGCUUGUGGCCUGCUGUCUGUCAGAUCUCCUACUUCUACUCAUCCACCUCCUGAACACUCGUAAUAUUCCCUUGCUGUGAUGGAUGCAGAGGUGGUUCUCCAGGAGGAGGACAUGGAGGGCUCGUGGACGCUGCUCUCCUGGUUGGCAUCAUUUGUAAUGGUGUUUGGGGGAGCCCUGCCUUAUGUGCCGCAAUAUCAGGAGAUCCAGAAAAGCAGCAACACUGAGGGAUUCUCCACCAGAGUCUGUCUGGUGCUGCUCAUAGCUAACAUCUUGCGUAUAUUUUUCUGGAUAGGGAAGCAGUUUGAGCUGACCCUGCUGCUUCAGAGUGUGGUGAUGAUUCUCACCAUGUUUGCCAUGCUCCACCUUUGUUGCACUGUGCAAAACACCAACAGAGUCAGCACCAAGCAGCAUCACCUUUCAGACCUGAACUUGCAUUACUUCUGGAAGUGGAGCGCCUUUGAGGACUACCUCCUCUUCUGCUUCGGCUUCACCGUCGUGUGUGCAGUCAUCACCCUGCUGCUGCUGGACUCCGCGGUGUUUGUGGAGACUUUGGGUUCGCUGGCCGUGAUGUUCGAGGCCAUGCUGGGCAUCCCGCAGCUGCUGCAAAACUUCCAUAAUCGCUCCACAAAAGGCAUGAGAGACGUUUGCUUUGACUGCACUGAGCAUCGGGGUGACCGGUGUGUACUGCAUAUCUUUAUAUCUUCAGUAUGUGCCCACUUCCACUUCCAUCCAUGCUUUCUGUAACUACCUGCACAUAUUGUGUUACACCGAUUGCAUUUUUAUCUUCGAGUUGCUGUUUUAUGAUUUACUGUUCUCUCACAGUUAUUUACCAUUUGACAUGUCCUCAGGAUCUAGGCUGGAACCUGAACAUCACACAAAGAUUGGCUACACAAAAGGUCCUUGAAGUUGGGAACAUCAAAUCCUUAAACUCAGAUACGUGAAAGUCGCCAAAAAUAAAAAAAAGGAAGUCAGCUGUGUUUGUGUAGGAGGCAUGAGUUAAUCAUAGAGUAAUACUGCACAGUAUUGGAUGACUCAUUCCAGAAGAUUAUGCAUUAUCAACAGGAAUAUUUCAUAAUUUCAGUAUAGAUAUUGGUGGCUUUAUGGCACAAAUGUUGCUGAUGGUUGGAAACAGCACAGACGAUCCCUCGCGAUGCAUACGUGAGGAUUUUCCUAUUUCUAGAUAUUAAACAUUGUUUUCCACACGACAGCGUGGCACACAAUCAACACUUGCUCUAAUGCUAUCCCAGGUGUAACAGUAGCUUGUUUUUGUGCACUCACAUUCCCCUGAGCCCUAUUACCGAGGUGUGAUGCUGAGUGUAUGGAUCUGUUUCAUGAAGGACUACUCACCUUUUCCAGUUCACCCAAAUAAUCACUUUCCAAGAGAUGCAUGGAAAAGUCAAGUAAAGGAUGUGAAAGAAGCAUGGAGGAUAUUUGACUGCACUUUGUUUAAUAUGUUUCAUUUGUGCAUAUGUGUGCACACUCAUUCUACUACUAAUACUGGGAAAAUUAAAGAGGUGACAGUUCAGUGAUGAAAAAAUCCAACAAAAAGCAGAAGACUGGAUGAGCCUGACUGAUGUGAUUGGCAAGGAAAAUUAAGUGUAGGUUUGAAAAAGUAUUAAUCCACAGGGUUAAUGUCAUUAGCAAAAUCUAAUUAGUGUCAGGUAUCAAGAGACAAGGUGGAAGCUCCAAAUCAAUGAGGAUGAACUGAAAGCAUGGGUUAGAGACACUUAUUAAAAAGAGGAGAAACGUGAGAGGAAUUGAUGAUUAGUAAAAAGAAAUCCAUGUUGUACUUCAUGGUGUCCCCCGAGAAACAUUCAUGUGAGGUCAAAAAACCAAAUGAAAUGAAAUUGUUUUUGCUUUCGUCGUCUUCUCCUUUUCUUCCUCCUUUUCCUUUCGACUGGUCCCUUUAAGAGUUGCCACAUUGAAUCAUUUGCCUCCAUCUCGUCCUGUCCUUAGUGUUGUCUACUGUCACACCAACGAUCGUGGCUCAAGAGUUGGGAGUUCGCCUUGUAAUCGGAAGGUUGCCGGUUCGAGCCCCGGCUCGGACAGUCUCGGUCGUUGUGUCCUUGGGCAAGACACUUCACCCGU
Messenger RNA from Oreochromis niloticus (Nile tilapia), 2408 nucleotides. Its product is annotated as PQ-loop repeat-containing protein 1. Gene Ontology annotation, biological process: phospholipid translocation; retrograde transport, endosome to Golgi. NCBI's taxonomy places the organism in Eukaryota, Metazoa, Chordata, Actinopteri, Cichliformes, Cichlidae. The coding region runs from base 399 to 1064 and encodes 221 amino acids. The record is from RefSeq and is a predicted model, not a curated record. Gene Ontology annotation, cellular component: endosome; trans-Golgi network. The transcript has 5 exons.